AACGGCAGCUCUCUCUGGAAAAGGCUACAAUAAUUACAGAGGAGGAGGAGUUUCCACAUCUGAAGAGGAAGUAUCCUUACAUGGACACCAGUUCACUUCCACGUCUAUCCCAGAGAAUGGUGGGUGGAGGAAGAGGAGGAGCUGUAAGGACACGUGGGACGAGAACUUCAGAGACAGUGUCACUACAGAGGAAACAACAAAGUCAACACACACACACACACACACAGAUAAAAAAACACAAUACUUCUCCUCAGGAUAUUUUUAGGUUUUUACAUGAAAAUGCCACCUGUCAUUUAAACUAGCGUGGCUAGUUAUCAUAGCUAACUCCUGUUAAAGGGACUUAACCUUAACACAGCUUUUUAUUUUUUGCAACUUCUGGUAAAGAUGAAAAAUAAGCUGAAGAUCACAGUAAAUGCUAAGAUUAAACACUGACUAAACAGUUUGCGGCUUUUUGUGCUUCUAGACACUGCUUCCCACGCUGGGCUCAUUUCUGUGUUUUAUUUUUCCACUCUAAAGUUAGACCUGAGUUAACCUGCAAAGAGCGCACAUGUUUAACCGUGGUAAAAUUGUUACAAAACAAAACAAUGUUAUUGUGGUUCGUGUCAGAUCAACCGUAACCUAAACACCAUGCACUUGAGAUGUUAACGUUUAUCAAAACAAAUUUGGCUAAAUGAAUCUUUAAAACAAAAGAGUUUUGUUUUCUGAACUUAAAAAGGGAAAAUCUGCAGCUCAGGAAGUUGAUGGGAACACUGUUUGUGGUGUGUUGAUGAAUCACUGGUAACAUAUAGUGUUUAAAAAAAAAAAAAACAGGCGUAGGUGUAGAUUUAGUUGGUAAAAAUGUCAUUUUGAAAAUGUCACACCCGAGUUGUUUACUGAACCAUGCGAUUUUCUCUUUGCUCUCUGCCAUCGCCUCCUCCUUUAAAUUACCACACACACCUACAGGUUUCUCCUGCUGACGUCCCCACAUUCAGAAGAAACCAGCAUCAUGCAAAUUCACGAAGCGGAGAGUCACAGUCUGAGCUGUAGCCCUUCAGGACAGGUUACAAACAGAACAGGUCACCAGUGCAGUGGUUCUUCACCUUAUGACACUCUCCCAGGACCACCAGAACUCCAGAGUUCAACCCAUGGACCAUUUUUGCUGUAAAGAAAGAACCACUCCUCCUGUGUGUGACCCCAAAUGUCAACAUUAAAGGGAUUAUUAAUGACAUUAGUUUAGGUCCGUAACAGCAGAAAAUACAGCCGGAGGUCAGACAUCAGAUGAAGGUCACUUCUCUACGAUGCUCAUGAACAACAUCAGUGAAAGUAGGCUGUGUUAGGACCAGGAACGUCUUUCGUGUGGAUCAAUACUGUUCCUACAUUAUGACUCUGUCCUGGUUCCUACUGACCCAGCUCCACCACAUCUAACAUUAGAACACCAUUCUGUAUGUAGCAGAAGCAGAACCCCACCCUCCUGAGGUGGACCAUACAAGUUUAUAACUAAGACAAAUGGUCUUGGUUUUUAGGUUCUAAACUAAGUGUUCCAGAAAGGACCUCGGUGGCUGCAGCUUUUUGUUCUAACCAAACAGCAGCACACCUGACUUUUUCAAUCAACUGAUCUGAAGGUCUGAGGUCCAGCUCUGAGGUCCAGUUCCACCCUCGUGAGGAGCUUGAAGAACAUGAGUUGACAUUAGGUUCACAGAGUUUCGCAUUUGUUAAGGCUGUGUGUUUGAGUGAAGUCACUGUUUAUCCACUGACCAAAGACUCCUCCACCUUCUCCAUCCAGUAGGUGGUCUAGAGGUGGAGCAGUUGUGGUGAGGAAGCUGCUCCUCACCUCCCACGGACAUAUGUAAUGAUCACUGUCUGUUCAGAAACAAAGGGAAACCAGCGUGAAUUCAUUCUUCCUGUAGGAGGAGACAGCUUGACAAAAAGCCAGGACUGUUUCCUACAGAAGGAACCAAAACUAAUACUGUACUCUGCUAACUGUGGCUAACGUCUAGCUGUUACUGCGUUAGCUGCAGUGAUAUGUUGGUACAUUCAUGCCAUGUUUUUGAAAUUCUCUUAACCUGUUGAAACUGUAGGCUUAUGGCUAAUUGUAUCUAUAUUGUUUGCUACCUUUUAGCUAUUUCUGGGCUAACCAUAGCUAAUUGUGAACGCAUGUGAUUUUUGAUGUGCAACAACUUUCUCAUCCUCUCACUCUCAGACUUCCUGAAUGUAGGAUGUGACACUUUGUUCAUUCAUGUUUUGUUUUUUUCUGCUCUCUGCGCUCAGAGCUAAUUUUGGUCUGCAGUGCAGUCGUGGGCUUCACUUUAAUUAUUGUGUGGGUGACUGUUUAUGACAUAAUUGCUGACCAGGCGCUAAGAGGAAAGGGGAAGUUCGUUUUUCAUGCACUUCUGGCUGCAGAAUGUGUACAGUAGAGAUGUACAGCAGAUUAGAAGGUUUUCAGUCACUCCUACUGAUAACAGCACUUCAACUGUUUUACUUUACUCAGUAAAGUGACUGUGUUUUAACUGCAAUCUAUUUCUGCUCCCUGACCACGCUGUGUGUUUGUGUGUGUGUGUGUGUGUGAACGCUGCAGCCAGCGUCUCCUGUGGUUGAAAGAGGGUGUUGUGACACUUCAUCAUACAGUAUCAUACAAAAAAGACAGAGAGCCCACAGCAGGAAGUCCAUCUGAUCUCAGAGCCAUACACGACUGGAACCUCUGAUGAGACGUUGAAGACGGAGAAGCUGCAGCACCGUGAGAGCUCCAUGGGACCAUGUCAUCUCCAGAGGUGUGUUGGCCGAUACCGAUGAGAGCCAUUGGUGCUCAAAACCUUCUCACCAUGCCUGGAGGAGUUUCCAGUGCAGGAUACCUUCAUAAGAAAGGAGGCAGUCAGUUCAGCCUCAUGAAAUGGCCACUCAGAUAUGUCAUCGUCCACAAAGGCUGUGUGUAUUAUUUCAAGAGCAGUACCUCCCCAUCACCACAGGGGGCGUUCUCUCUCAGCGGUUACAACAGAGUGAUGAGAGCAGCAGAGGAGACGACGUCCAGUAAUGUUUUCCCUUUUAAGAUCAUUCACUUCAGUAAAAGACAUAGGACCUGGAUUUUCUCUGCAGCCAGUGAAGAUGAGAGAAGGAAAUGGAUGCGACACCUGAGGAGAGAGAUCGAUUACUAUAAUGACCAUAAAGACACCGCGCUCCCCUGUGACUCAGAUUCUGAUGCUGACAGUUUCUAUGGCUCAAUCGAGCGGCCGAUGGACAUUAAACACCUGGACAGUAACACCGAGGAUGAUUACAUGGAGGAAGAUGAAGAGGAGGAUGAGGAAGACUAUCUGAAACCAGACACAGACUGUUCAUCGCCCUCCACAAGUGAUGACGCUCAUCAUCCAAGUCGACCAGGACAUCCUCCCUCCUACCCUCCUCCACCCGUACCAGAAGCAUUUCGACGCGAUUCCAGUCCAGUUUUCCUCAAAGGUCCACCUCCUCCUGUCCCCUCCCACCACAGGUCGCCGACCCUUCACAUUCCCAAAAAGUCUCUGCCUCCAUUUCCACCUCCACCAAUACCUAAGGAUGCCAACAAAGGUCCACCUCCUCCCAUACACUUCUCCCCUCAUCUGCACAAAAUCCCAUCUCUUGAACCUCCUCCUCCUCCUCCUCCCAACCCAAAAAGGACUCCUCUGAGCAGAGGGCCUCCAACCACUGAGCCUGAUGGGACUAAAAAAGAGCACAGGCUCACGUCACACCCGUACCCCGCCACUCUGCCCAUCUGUGAGCAGAUAGAGAGCAGGAUGGUUCUGAACAGACCAACUCACCCCCCUCUCAUUUUUGGAGCUAACUCAUUGGGCCACAAACCCAACAACCAUAGACUGUCUCAGAUUGCGGGGUCUUGCGUCAGACCUGGGACGUCAGAGUCCUUCUGUCAGCCCCCACUGUCGGACCCUCCUCUGCUCUCAGCUCAGCUCAAGACCGGACUCAACAAACCUGUUCCUCCCAAACCUCCUCCACCAGAGGCCAAGUUCCCUGUACCUUCAACCAGGUCUAAGUCACAUGGAUCUUCUAUUCAAAGAUCAUCUCCGGAAGGUCAAAGCUUUCGCUCCUCAGGAGACGAGGCUCCUUCAGAGUCCAGGAGGAGGAGGAGUCCAGACCUGGGCCGACGUGGAGCAGAGGACUGUUCUGAGGACGAGGACUACAUAAACAUGCUGCUGCCAGACUCUGUCUUCAUUGACACAAAUGAAACCAGCUUUGUAGAAAAGUUGUUCAGAGAGAGGAGAGUUCCUCCAGAGGAUGGACUCUACAGCAUCAGGAAUUCUGGGACCAAAACCUCCAGGGUUCUGGUGGUUUGGGACUCAAGUAUAAACAAGGCCAGGAACUACAGACUGUUUGAAGAUGGGGAUCACAUAUAUCUGGACAGUGAGGUGACAUUCCCCUCUCUGUCAGCUCUGAUCGAACACUACCACAGUCAACCUCUGCCUCACCACGGGUCACUCUGUCUGCUGACACCCUUCAGCUACACAAUGUAGACAAAGGAUUCCGGAAAGAAGCAGAAACACACCAGGAGGAGUCCAGCGACAACACAAACUAGCAACAAACAAAGGGAGAAAAUACGAGGACGUACCAGGAAUUCAACAACGUUCCCCUGGGAUCAUUUAAUCAAAUCAGAUUCCGAAUCAGAUUCCAAAAAAAAAAAAAAAACACAUACCUGGAAAAUACCAGGAUAAAACAGGAAACUUCCGGACGAGCUUUCAGAAAAGGAAACAACAGUAAACAUUAUACAAGUAAAAUGUGGUAAAAUUGCAGUAAAGCUUAUUCAGACGGACGUGAUUCACUUUUCUGUCCACAGUGGGGCGCUGUUGCACAAAAUGCUGAUCAUUUUGGGAUUUUUUUUACCCACUUUUAUGCUGAUUUUAAAACGUUUUGUGUCCAGUUCAGUUCGUCAUACAUCUAGUUUUACACUACUGAUUAAAUUAAUAAAUUAAAUGCGUAAAUUGCUGUAGUGUAAAAUAUAAUGUUUUGAAAUGAACAAAGUGAAGAAAAGAAAAAGCUCAUGUUUCCUGACUUUACUGACGCUGUAAAUCUUUCUGUAUAUGUGUGCAUAUUGUAUGUAUUGUAAAAACACAUUUUUAAAUAUAUAUGCAAAUUUUUUUUUACAUAAAUGUAUCAUAUUCAG
Molecule: messenger RNA, 5119 nt
Organism: Cynoglossus semilaevis (tongue sole)
Lineage: Eukaryota; Metazoa; Chordata; Actinopteri; Pleuronectiformes; Cynoglossidae
Gene: sh3bp2
Product: SH3-domain binding protein 2
Exons: 15
Coding region: 2733-4472 (579 amino acids)
Biological process (GO): signal transduction
Molecular function (GO): SH3 domain binding
Source: RefSeq, a predicted model, not a curated record